Messenger RNA from Amphimedon queenslandica, 958 nucleotides. RefSeq names its product ankyrin repeat domain-containing protein 54-like. Lineage: Eukaryota; Metazoa; Porifera; Demospongiae; Haplosclerida; Niphatidae. The record is from RefSeq and is a predicted model, not a curated record. The transcript is spliced from 7 exons. Gene Ontology annotation, molecular function: protein binding. Bases 40 to 831 code for a protein of 263 amino acids.
UAAUUAACUUUUAAUAACUAGCCCCACCUAUAUAACAAUAUGGCUGCUGGUGGAGAUCCCAAUGAAGAACUGAAAAGACUAGAGCAUAGCAUUACACCUUUGUAUGUACCCAAAAUGAAAGGAGCAACUCAUAGAAGCAGAUCUCAUUUUGCAAUCGACUACACUGGAAAGGCUCGAAUAGCUACUAGAAAGCUUCCUAAAAUAGUCUCCGAGGGAUCCUAUGAUGAUGUGUACGAGCUGCUAAAGCAGGGGGCAGAUCCACGGGAAGCAGACAGCAAGGGACGGACUCCUCUUCACUUUGCAGCUUGUCGGGGUGACAUAGGAGUAGUGCAGAUACUCAUUUCUCAUGGUGCUAGUGUCAACAAACAAGAUGACAUUGGCAAUACUCCAUUACAUUUGGCCUGUACGGCAGGUCACGUAGGAGCCAUAACAGCUUUACUAAGAGCAGGAACCGAUUUGAUGGCUGCUGAUAGAAGAGGUAAUACUCCAUUUCACCUGGCUCUCUCAAGAUUAAGACUAAUAGACAAGACCCCAAGCACUGCACCAUUUCCUCUACAUAAGAAAAGACAAAUUGAAAAUAUUGUUGACAUGUUGAGAGAAUAUUUAGUUCUACGUGCUGAAAAUGAUGAUGAUGAUGAUGAAGGUCUAAAUACUGGAAAAACAAUUAAACAUAGUAAUAUUGGAGAGCUUGAAAGACUAGCGGGGCAACUAACAUUGUCAGAUACACCAGAAAAAGUCGAUGAAGUACAUAGUCUCCUUGAAAAUUUUACAAAUCUCUCAAUUCAAAGACUGGAAGCAGCUGCUGAUAAACAUUCACAAAUCAAGAGUUAAAAUCAAACUUUUCAUAUUUACAGAAUCAAUUAAUGUACAUAACUAGUUAACUACAUACAAACAGAUAAAAUGAAUUCAAAAUGUUUUUUUUAAUUUGUCACCAUGAAACUGUUCCAUCCAUCGUAGA